Eimeria necatrix is the source of this 933-nucleotide messenger RNA. RefSeq lists its product as hypothetical. NCBI's taxonomy places the organism in Eukaryota, Apicomplexa, Conoidasida, Eucoccidiorida, Eimeriidae. The transcript has 2 exons. Bases 1 to 933 code for a protein of 310 amino acids. Gene Ontology annotation, molecular function: polynucleotide 5'-phosphatase activity. The record is from RefSeq and is a predicted model, not a curated record.
AUGUUUAUUCGGGGGCCGACAAAGAUGACACUUUUGCUUCCACGGAGGACUUGGGGCCCCCCGGGGGGCCCCCCGAGGAGGCCCCCGGCAGGGGCCGCGUGGACUACAGGCUGGCCCUCAACUUCGAGCACAAAGUGGACCUCAAGGACCUCCAGCGGUCCCUCGCGCAGGCCGCGGGGGGCCCCCGGGGGCCCCCGGGGGCCCCCCCGGGGUACCCGGGGGCCCCGACCCCCAGCUCCGCAGACGCAGACUGCGCCAAAGCCUCGUCCACCGCAGCGGGCUGCGCGUGGACUUGACCUCCGCAGACGCAGACUGCGCCAAAGCCUCGUCCACCGCAGCGGGCUGCGCGUGGACUUGACCAAAGUGCAGCAGCAAACUAAACCCUCUUGGGGGGCCCCCCCGGAGGCCCGCGGGGGGCCCCCCGCCCGCUGGGCCCACGAAGUCGAGCUCGAGCUACACCCCUCCCAGAUCGCCAGGGCCGUGCUGCACCUGCAGCAAACAGGAGACCCGCGGCCGCUGUGGUGUCUUUGCUGCACCUUCUUGUCUUUGCUGCGGGAGUUAGCUGCUGCUUUGAACUCCCCGCUGGGGCCCCGGGGGCCCCGGGGCCCCCGGGGGCCCUGGGAUGACCUCGAAGAAGUGCAAAUGGCAGCAGCAGAAGAAGUUGCUUUUAAACAUUACCUUUCGGAGGAGUUGCCUUUGAUUGGGGACUAUGCUUACAGAGCUGUGGUGCAGCAAAUGCUGCAGCAGCAGCAGCGCAGCAGCAGCAGCAGCAGCAGCGCAGCAGCAGCAGUUCCUUCGCUGCAGGACUUUCUGAAGCAGCCCGAAGCAGAGUCCAGGUGUCUGUACACCCAAAACAAAACCCACAUUUCGGGGCCUUGGAUUCCCCACAAAGACGCAGACGGCAGAGUCCACCUUAUUGAGCUCAAGCGCUAG